Pecten maximus is the source of this 4157-nucleotide messenger RNA. RefSeq lists its product as uncharacterized. The record is from RefSeq and is a predicted model, not a curated record. The transcript is spliced from 12 exons. The coding region runs from base 171 to 2351 and encodes 726 amino acids. Gene Ontology annotation, molecular function: protein binding. Lineage: Eukaryota; Metazoa; Mollusca; Bivalvia; Pectinida; Pectinidae.
UAGCACGAGGCUAGUCCACGCUGGCGAGAACAGACGAGAACUUUUCAUCGGAAGUCGAUCCGUGUGCCCUUUGGUGGCAGUAAGACUGUUACAGGACGACAAAGUUCAUUGUGGUAUGUCAGUAAAAUACUGGUGUGAUAACAUAUAACUCGAAAAAGACGAAAUUCAGCAUGGAUACGCACACCCGACUGGUAUGGUGCAUGCUGGUGUGUGUGUUUCUAACAUCAGUCCUCGCCGCUGAUACCGUCGCCAAAGACACAGACGAUAACCAAACAGUAGAUGAUGUCAUUGAUUUGGACGAUUCCACCGCCACAGGAAAUGAGUCGCUUCUAGAGGCAGCAGACGGAAAAAUCAUCUUCGAAACAUACCCAACAAAGCUGGUAGAAUCUUCACGUGAUAUUAUCAGCGAUGACGUCGAUGGAUUUAUUGGUUCCGGUUCCGGUUUUGAAGAAGAACAGAGCAAUGUCACGGAAGUGGAAACUUUCACGUCUCUGAAAACAUCAGGUCCAACGGACACUACCCCAUAUGUGACGUCAGCCCCUGUCACUGAGGAACGUGACGACGAUGACGUGGAGGCGUCGGCCAACACGGAGAUUGUAACCAUGAGAGACGAUAGCGUCACCGAGGAACCAAAUGUGUUUGACGAUGCUGACAAAAUUCCAAGCUUUCUCAAACUAUGUGAGAAGAAAAACUGCAGAUAUGGUGGAGUGUGCGUUCGAACUGGAGAUGAAAAUGUGGAAUGCGCAUGCCCAGUGCAAUGCGGAAAUGAGUUCGGAAAUCAGCUGUGUGGCUCUGACGGGACACUUUACCCUAGCCCGUGUCACAUGGAACAACAGGCAUGCGAACAACAACGGAACAUCACGCGCGCCGAUUACCGCGCAUGUGAGCCAUAUGAGACUUUCUGUGAGGAAAACACGGCACCAUCUUGGAGCUCAUGGUCAAUAUGGCUACAGUCAGGAAGUACGGACUUCCGGAUCCGGUAUUGCAAGGUCGGGAGCAGUGUUGCUGAAUCACACGCUAACUGUGGGAAUGACAGAAUCGAAGUUCGACCUUGUAAAAAACGAGACGCAAUGCCAUGUAGCUCGGAGUUUGGCGAAGAAAGUCAACAAUUCAACUACGAAUGUGCAGGAACUGACAUGCAAGAUGUGCAGGCAAUAGAUCAACUGUUCGACGGAAAACUCGCCGAUGAGGCGGAGUGUAAGUUCUCACUGUACGAUGCCGGCUUGCAGAAGUUUGUCCAUUCGAACUGGACAUGGAGGACACUAAAGGAAAAAGGCGAUCAGGUUAUCUGGUGCAACCACAGAGCAAUCUUUGUCCCGUUCUCCUCAACACCCAAACAAUGCCAUGACAAACUAGAAAACUUCUGCAAAAAAGAAACCGAAUGUCGACCAAGGAAGAAGGUCAUGAAAAACAAAGGCGACCGAAAACACAAAUGCUGGAAGAAGUUUCUGUUGGACGAGGUAUCUCCCAAAGGUUUUCCAAAUAUCUCUGAGAAAUAUCAUGUGUGCCAACGUUUUGCUCCAGGAACAGAGUUUGCAGACAUUUUUGGACCCAAGUCUACCCAAUUUGCGACAAUUUACGACACGGUUAUGCGAAGUCCUCUUAUGUCAUUCGCACGCUUCAAGGAUCUGGGAGACUCGCUCAGACCUACGCUUCCCUUCAUGCUUGAAAAAGGUCUCCUUCCUUUUGACUACACACUCUUCAGUCUAUUCUUUGAAAAAAAGCGAAAGGGCAUGAUACAGAAAACUGAGACCAAAGAACAGAUCUGUCAAACUGGACUGUACCAGGCGCUGGAGAACGACUACGAGGAGUCCAAGUACCACAUUAUUCACCUCCUUUCCCCGGAUAUUGCCGGUUUCGCAGUCAGUAAAAGGAUCGCCACAUAUACCAUGACUAACACGCUCCCAAUUCACAUCUCCCUGUACACUGCAUGGAACCAGGCCGUACAGAACGUCCGCCAUUUUGCAAUCGACCACUGCAGCAUACCUAUUUACUCAGAAAGUGACCAAAACAAGAAACGGCGGCAGUCUCAUGACUAUCCGGAAGUGUAUGUUAUAGCUGGGGCGGUUUCAUCGACUAAUCCGGAAGUGCGGUUGAACAAACGUGUCAACAUUCCAUAUUUGAUAUGGAUGGCUGCCUGCUGUGUUCGUGGAGCAGAAACUUCAUCGUUUUCUGUGUACGUACGGAAUGAGAUCAACAGCCCCAUCAUUGUUGCCCCUGUAGUUCAGCUUGAAGUCUUGCUGUCUGACCUGUAUAAUGAUGGUGAACAAAGCUCCGUGAAAUUAUUCCCGGCCUUCGAGGGUGUGUGUUCAAACAUUCAACAUGACGUGUCACAGGUGAUCAGUGCUUAGAAGGUGACACGAGUGCAUUCGAAAAAUCACACUUUACGUCAACAAUUUAAAUGAACUCUGAAUACUGUCAUUAGACUUAACAAAAACAGAAUGUGCACUUGCGUGCAUGCUGAUGCAUGUGGGAUUUCGGUGAGAUGCGCAAUGUGACUUAGGAUGUGCAAGGACAAAAAUGGUUAUAAGAUACGAAUAACAAAACGACUUUGUCGAGUAUCGAAUUCAUGAGCGACUGAACACAGGUACAUAUACUCGAUAAACUGCAAUCAAAUUGCAUUACAUUUCAAACUUCGAUACAGGUGAUAGAGCAGCAUAGCUAUCACGAUCCAGUAUAGAUGAAUCUCUACAAAAACAACAAAUCUACAAAAGUUUGAAAUCCACCUCAUUGGACUUUUAAGCAUGGUAAUAAUCAGCUGUAUUAGAUGUUUUCGUCGAGUUAAAGGAUUUUGCUGCGAAUUCUUCACUGCAUGACUCGGUCAGUCUCUGUAUAUACUGUGUUAUAUAGGAAAUCAUAUGAUGACGAAUACAUUCGAAUUCACACUGUAGAGUAUCCAAUACCAUUAUCUACAUGUAGUUAUCAUGGUAGAUAUAUAUAUCUACACUUUCACCAUGAUCGGAUAUUCGACAGUACAACUACUGCCAUAUAUCGGAGAUACCACACAUCACGCAGCCAACAGUAUCAUGUCCCGCAUCUGUUCCAGUUCACUGAUUGAACAGUUAUCACAGAAUAAUCAUUUGUGUUGACACAAUCUUUGUCGAAAGCAAUACUAUUACAUUUCAUGGAUGGGGAUUAGCGGGAAGUCCUCUGUAUGUAAUAUAUAUAUAUACAUUAGUGAAGUGUUUGUUCAUAAGACAAAUGAAACGUUUGUAUUGUACAUAUGAUAUAUAAAUCUGACUAGAUGUUUUGCUGGUAUGGGUAGUUAAAAAGAAAAUUUGUUUGCAGAGUUUGCUGGAAAAUGUUUCACCACGAGAAACUUUCACAGAUAACUGGUGAUAUGGUAACAAUAUGUGUAGAUAAGAAAUGCUUUAUAUAAUUUAAAUGGUGUCGUUAGCGCCACCUAGAGGUUGUAUUAAAGUGGAGUUACCCCCGUGACUUACGUAUCGUUACAACUGAUGGGUGAACUAGUAUACUGUUUCGACUCAGUACAAGGACACAGUGAACGAGUUACAGUCUAAUGGGUUUCAAUUAACCAGGAUGUUAACAUCCUAAUAGCAACACACCGUCACGUUAAGUGUCAAAGUAAGAACACCAACAGCGAGUUUUGUCAAUCACGUAAGUUUGCAAUUAAUAUAUACUAUACAUCAUGUAUACGUAUUAUCUUGCGGAGUAUAUUGAUGGGAUUGGUUCAAAAAUAUCUAUGAUUGCAUUGUAGUAUAUCCGGGAUUAAAUACUCAAGACUUUGUCGGUGUAAAUAUGAUGGGCAAAUAUCUGUUGAUGAGCCAUGGUACAUGUAUACAGCGUAGAGCUGUUCACGAUGUGUUGUAGAAACAAAAUAUGUGUAGAAAAGGUCUCGUACAUCAUUGGUAGAUGAUACGACUGUGUCACGUCCCGAGGAUGAAAGGGGAAGACAAGAGGAGCGACAAAGCAGGAAAAGAUCCGAAUGGAGGACGUGAGAUAAGCUGAUUUCGACGGGUGUCGUCGGUGACGCUGCUGACACUUACCCUUCCGGAACGACUGGGACGUAUUGAUGAACCCGUACUCAUGCUCCAAUACAGGCUCAGGCUCAAAUAGUUUUAAUGUUGGCUUUGAUAUUUUAAUUUAUACAUUUUCGGAAAUACUAAAAUGAAGUAUUGUUGUCAAUGCUUAGUGUG